This is a messenger RNA of Ramularia collo-cygni, 993 nucleotides long. Its product is annotated as probable inositol oxygenase. The record is from RefSeq and is a predicted model, not a curated record. Gene Ontology annotation, biological process: inositol catabolic process. The transcript has a single exon. Gene Ontology annotation, cellular component: cytoplasm. Gene Ontology annotation, molecular function: iron ion binding; inositol oxygenase activity. NCBI's taxonomy places the organism in Eukaryota, Fungi, Ascomycota, Dothideomycetes, Mycosphaerellales, Mycosphaerellaceae. Bases 1 to 993 code for a protein of 330 amino acids.
AUGGCGCCUGCUAUGCUCGAGAUGCCCAAUGUGGCCGAGGAUUUCCACGACCACAAGGACGGCCUCGCCUUGGAGGCCACUUCAGAUGCUGUCGAUGAGGUCAACGUUCUCAAGGCCGCCAUGCGCGUAAAGAACGGCACAGCCACGCAGGAAGAAGUGGACAUUUACGAAAAAUCACAAUUCGACUCCGAGAAAGAUAAGACACAAUUCCGCCAAUAUGAAGACGCAUGUGACCGCGUCAAGAACUUUUACCGCGAGCAACAUGAGAAGCAGACCGUCGCCUACAACCUCAAAGCCCGCAACGACUUCAAAUCCAAGACACGUGCCGAAAUGACCAUCUGGCAAGCAAUGGAGAAACUCAACACGCUCAUCGACGAAUCAGACCCAGACACCUCCCUCUCACAAAUCGAGCAUCUCCUUCAAUCUGCCGAAGCCAUCCGCCGGGAUGGCAAACCCCAAUGGUUCCAACUCACAGGUCUCAUCCACGAUCUUGGCAAGCUCCUCUUCUUUUACGACGCUCGUGGUCAAUGGGAUGUUGUGGGCGACACCUUCCCCGUAGGUUGCCGUUUCGAUGAAUCAAUCAUCUACCCCGGCACAUUCGAGAGUAACCCAGACUCCAAAGACUCCAUCUACAGCACCGAGCACGGAAUCUACACUCCAGGCUGCGGAAUGGACAACGUUAUGCUUUCAUGGGGACACGAUGAGUACCUCUAUCACAUCUGCAAAGAACAGAGCACUCUCCCCGAUGAGGCACUCGCUAUGAUUCGUUAUCAUUCAUUCUACCCUUGGCAUAGCGCUGGGGGUUACAAGUGGAUGAUGAACGAGAAGGACUCGAAGAUGUUGGAGGCUGUCAAGGCUUUCAAUCCUUAUGAUCUGUAUAGCAAGAGUGAUGAUAUUCCCAAAGUGGAAGAUUUGAAGGAGUACUAUGUGGGGUUGAUUAACACUUUCUUCCCACCUAGAGAGGGCGAGGAGAUGCGUGUGUUGAAAUGGUGA